GAGAGAGACGAGAAUACGUAUAUCAGAUAGGGCUUCUUAUAAAAAUAGAGGUAGGGAAGGGCUUGAAGUUAGGCACCUGAUUUAAUUGUCAUAUGACACACUAGUUAUCAUCACGUUUGUGGGGAUGAGAAUAGUCAAGAUAAAAAAUAUUACUGUGUCAUAACUACUGUGUCAUUGUAUUUAUAGAACAGGCCAAAUUUAAAUAAAUCCUUUCGCCAAAUUUUAAUAAAUCCAAAAAGGAUUUAUUUUAGCAUGCUAAAUCAAAUAAGAUGAGAAGUAAUAGAAAUAAAUGACACAUUUAAUUACCAAUAGAGAAGCAUUAGUUUGCCAUCUAUUCAAUGAACCCUGCACUGCAGCGGUGUCAUUAUAGAAAUCUUUUGGUCCCAAAGCACUGAGUUUGUGUCGUAGAUAGAGAGUGGCUAUGAACUUAAAUUGAAUCUUAGCACUCCUGUUCACAUAAUAUUUUUUCUGCACAUGGUAAUAUUUUUGAUUUCUUUAAUUAUAUGGGCAUGCCUUUGCAUAGCUAAUAACCCAGUAUUAUAUUGGUGAAAAAUGAAUACAGGUUCAUGUACAUGUGGAGAUCAAUGCAUCAGUUUCAUGUUGUCCAGAAUGACAUUGUGCAGCAAGUGCGAGGCCUCGUUAAUCAGGCAAACAAGGCCGAACCAACAUUUGAUAUGCACAGGCAGGCAACACGUGAUCUCGAAUCAGCUGUAGCUGCCUGGCAUUCUAGUUUCUGCCGCCUGAUAAAAUUCCAACGGGAUUUUGUCUGUUCUCUGCAUGGCUGGUUCAAGCUUUCCCUCCUCCCAGUCAGCGGUGAGUUAACUAAUGGCAACAGGGAGCUAUCCGAGGUUUUUGCUUUUUGUGAUGAGUGGAAACUUGCACUCGAUCGGAUUCCCGAUACAGUUGCCUCCGAAGCCAUCAAAAGUUUUGUCAGUGUUGUACAUUCGAUAUCUUUGAAACAAACGGAGGAGCUCAAGAUCCAGAAACGAACCGAAACUGUAUCAAAAGAACUUGAGAAAAAAUCGUCCACUGUCAGGAACAUUGAGAGAAAGUAUUACCAAACGUACUCUAUGGUCGGUUUAGGUCUUCGUGAUACAGGGCCUGAAAAUGGGCAUGCUUUGGAUGCACGAGACCCCCUGGCCGAGAAAAAAGCAGAGCUUACAAUUUGCCAAAGGCGGGUGGAAGAUGAGAUGCUGAAACACGCCGAGGCAGUUGAGGUGACCCGAGCAAUGACACUAAACAACUUACAAACAGGCUUGCCUGGUGUUUUUCAAGCCAUGACCAGUUUUUCUGCUUUGAUCGCAGAAGCACUCGAGGCAGUUUGCACCAGCUCCUAUGCCAUCAAGUAGACAAAAACUCGUAUUUUAAUUUAAAAUAUAUUUCUUCUUUUUAUAUUCGGGUUUUGUGGCUGGUAGGAAAUAGAUUAGCAGGCAUUUUUUCAUGUACUUUUUUUUUGGCAAUGGUCUUUUGACAUUGAGUUUUAUUUCAGUUAUGUAAAUAGGUGGAAUUUUGCAGUUGCUGUCACCAUUUUUGUUGGUGAGGGUGAGAAUCUCUCCUUGCAGGAAAUUGCUUGCAUUAUUGUAUCAGAGAUUCAUUAUUUUUCCGGCAGCUCAAUAAAUUUAUCUCCUCUGUCUGAGGUGUACUCUUCUUGUCCUCUACGUUGGUUUCUAUUUGCUUGUA
Messenger RNA from Olea europaea var. sylvestris, 1680 nucleotides. Its product is annotated as nitrate regulatory gene2 protein-like. The transcript has 2 exons. Bases 567 to 1349 code for a protein of 260 amino acids. The record is from RefSeq and is a predicted model, not a curated record. Lineage: Eukaryota; Viridiplantae; Streptophyta; Magnoliopsida; Lamiales; Oleaceae.